CACCCACUGCGCUUGUAUUAUUCUUGCAUUGACGAGUAUCGUAUCACAGGAAUUUUUGUACUGUAAACUGCUAUGUCUUGGACGCCCAAUCCGAACGCUAAACCGUUUUAUCCGACAAAUAUUUCCCAUAACUUUAACACACCUUGUUUUCCACGAGCUUGGAAUUUUUGCCUGAAGAGAUUAAUAAGGAAAUGUUUCAAAUGGCUGCUCAUGUUCAUUUUGAUUUUAACAACAAUGGUGAAUGUCUUAUUUGUUAUGAACACUAAACCCAAGGACAGAAAUGAUCUAUACGGACUUCCAAAUCAUUAUAGAAAGAAUGGACAGAUUGAAGAGAAGAGAGCAAUUAAUAUGGAUGAUAAAGAUUGUUGUAAGAUAAUCAACAUUGAAGUUCACUCCAGUAAAGAUAAUGUAUAUGUAUCAGUGAAUGGAACAAAGGUAAUGGAGGAAGAGACUUAUACAAGUGAUGCAGGUAGAGGUAUCCACGUCACUGUUCUUCAUCAAUCAACUGGAGCAAUGAUGGCAACGAAAGUAUUUGAUACAUAUAUGUCAAAACAAGAGAGUGCUAACUUGGUUCUUUUUUUAAAUAUGAUUUCCGAUGGACGAAUUUUGUGUUUUGCAGUAAAGGAUGAAAUUACACUUAACUUAGAGAAAACUGCUCGAGAUUUGCUGAAAAGUCUUGGUAGUGUUUAUGUUGAUGAACUAAAAUAUAGGGAUAGCUGGUCAUUUAUCGUCACAAAACGUGGCCAGAAAUACUCAGAGAAACAUCACCGCACAACAGACACAUCAAACUGGGGUGAGCCUGUCACUGCUCGUGCUACAGUUAAUCUUGUUCCUGCUAAACAAUCUCAAUGUGCUUGGGAUGACAGUGAAGAAUCAAAGCGAAGAAGAAUGUUUUGUGAUAAGUUUGAAGGCUAUGGAAGUUUAUGCAGUUGUAAUAAUCCUGCUCCAAUUGAAAUUAAAACAACACCGUUGAAGUUAGAAAAAGUUCAAGACAUUCCUGUUGCUGUGAUUGCUAGUAACAGGCCACAUUACCUUUAUCGUGGCUUACGUUCAAUGUUGUCAGCUCAUGGAGCAAAGAAGGAGUUAUUUACUGUAUUUAUUGAUGGUUUCUUUGAAGAACCAGCUGCUGUGGCAAGGCUGUAUGAUGUAAAAGUCGUGCAGCAUAUUCCUAUUAGCUGUGGGAUAUCUAGAAUAGCACAGCAUUACAAGCGAACACUGACAGAGACGUUUAAUGCUUAUCCCAAUGCUCGGUAUAUGAUUAUUUUGGAAGAAGAUUUAGACGUAUCUGUGGACAUAUUCAGUUAUUUUAAUCAAUUGUUGCCUUUAAUGGAUACAGAUGAAAGUCUGUACUGUAUAUCGGCGUGGAAUGAUCAGAGUUACAAUCACACGUGUAAUGAUCCUGCAAUGUUAUACCGUGUAGAAACAAUGCCUGGUUUAGGAUGGUUACUAAAACGACGUCUUUAUAAAGAUGAACUUGAGCCAAAAUGGCCCAAACCUGAUCAUUUUGCAAAUUGGGAUGAAUGGAUGAGGAUUGACAGGAUCAAGAAGGGACGUGAGUGUAUCAUUCCGGAUAUUUCAAGAACGUAUCAUUUUGGCGCUAAAGGCCAGCAUAUAAAUAAUGUCCUUCAAGAAUCUCUUUUCAAGACACGCAGUUUAAAUACUGUCGCUAAUGUUAAAUUUAAUGUUCGUUUGCUAAUAAAGAAGAAUUAUGAAAAUGAGAUCGAACGGUUGACCAGGUUAGCUGAGCCAUUGAAUCACAGUAAAAAUCCUUGUAAGAACGAGACAGAUUUUGUUCCAGAAACAUCCGGUAAAACAUAUAUAUUGUAUAUUGAAAUGAAACAUGCUAAAGACUGGACAACAUGGAAUAAUAUAGCGACAUGUUUACGAAUCUGGAACUUAGAUGCUCGAGGAUUUCACAAAAGUAUGUGGAGAUUAUGGUUAAAGGGUAAUCACGUGUUAAUUGUUGGAUCACCGGCUUCACCUUACGCCAAACAUAAACCAAUUAACGUAAAACCUAUUUUCAUUCCAUCAAAAAAUUAAAGGGGAUUUAUUAGUUGCAUUAAGAUCUUUAAAGCGGCUAUGAAACGAAAUUUUACCAUGUAGUUUCUGAUUUUAUUGCACAUAGAGCAUUUGAUUGAAAUGACGUAAUAUCUUCAUAAAUAGAUUUACUUUAUUUUACUUCUUGAGAUAUUUCACUUUAUCAUCGUGUAGAAACACCACUGCGACAUCACAUUACAUAAUAACAUUUCAAAGACCACAAAUUUUUCGUAUCUUAAAAACAUUCAUUUUGCAUGUACAACAUUUUAAUAAAUAAAAAUGAGUAGAUGUA
Xenia sp. Carnegie-2017 is the source of this 2329-nucleotide messenger RNA. RefSeq names its product protein O-linked-mannose beta-1,2-N-acetylglucosaminyltransferase 1-like. The record is from RefSeq and is a predicted model, not a curated record. The transcript has 9 exons. Bases 73 to 2040 code for a protein of 655 amino acids. Gene Ontology annotation, molecular function: beta-1,3-galactosyl-O-glycosyl-glycoprotein beta-1,3-N-acetylglucosaminyltransferase activity. Gene Ontology annotation, cellular component: Golgi membrane. Gene Ontology annotation, biological process: protein O-linked glycosylation via N-acetylgalactosamine. Lineage: Eukaryota; Metazoa; Cnidaria; Anthozoa; Malacalcyonacea; Xeniidae.